AUGUCUGUUGAAGAAGUCUCUCAAAAGCUAGAAAACGUUACUGUUAGCGAUGAUGCUCCAAAGACCGUGCUAUCUGACAACAAGGAAUUUGAAGUCAAGCACCCAUUGAACACCAAGUGGACUUUAUGGUACACCAAGCCAGCUGUUGACAAGUCUGAAUCUUGGUCAGACCUUUUACGUCCAGUUACUACUUUCGAAACUGUCGAAGAGUUCUGGGCUAUCAUUCAAAACAUUCCAGAACCACAUGAAUUACCUCUAAAGUCUGAUUACCAUGUCUUUAGAAACGAUAUCAGACCAGAAUGGGAAGAUCAAGCUAACUCUAAAGGUGGUAAAUGGUCCUUCCAAUUGAAGGGUCGCGGUUCUGAUAUCGAUGAAUUAUGGUUGAGAACUUUACUAGCUGUCAUUGGUGAAACCAUUGAUGAAGAUGAUUCCCAAAUUAACGGUGUUGUCUUAAGUAUUAGAAAAGGUGGUAACAAAUUUGCUCUAUGGACUAAGUCUGAAGAUAAAGAACCAUUAACCAAGAUUGGUGCCAAGUUUAAGACCGUUUUAAAGUUGACUGAAGAUGGUCUACUAGAAUUCUACCCUCAUUCUGCUGCCAAUGACAGACAUGCUCAACCAUCUAUCACUUUGUAA
Messenger RNA from Maudiozyma saulgeensis, 633 nucleotides. The record is from the annotation of a GenBank genome assembly. NCBI's taxonomy places the organism in Eukaryota, Fungi, Ascomycota, Saccharomycetes, Saccharomycetales, Saccharomycetaceae.